GUCACAACCAUCACAGAGAACGGACUCUUAUGGAUAAGGACCCUUCCUCUCCAAUGGCUAUAUGAAUUUUGUUUUCCCUCUAUAAAUAUUACCCUAUUACACGUCGCCCCUAAUCCUUUUUUCUAUUCUAUUAUUCAAAGUUUUUACCUUUACCAAAUUCUCAAGCAUCUUUUGAGCCAAAACCCCCCUCUUUCUUUGUCCAUUGUUCUGUUUUUCUUGGUAUCUGGUUCUUUGAUCAAAUCUUUUGUAAGAAUAUUUUCUGGGUUUUUCUUGUUUUUUGUUGUUUUGGGAAAGUAUGGCUAGUGCUACUAUUGGUAUGAUUGGAGGCAAUGGUUGUGCUGGUUCUUCAUCUUCUUGGUUUCAGAUCAAGAAUAGGAGAAAGAAGAAUAAUUAUAUGGGGAGAAAUAGAGUCAGGUUUCUCUGUGUUUCUUCUUCUUCUUCUGUGAUGGAUCCUUAUAAGACCCUUAGGAUCCAGCCUGGUGCCUCUGAAUCUGAGGUCAAAAAAGCCUUUAGGCAGCUUGCUUUGCAGUAUCAUCCUGAUGUAUGCAGAGAAAGCAAUUGUAGUGUGCAGUUCACUCGGAUUAAUGAAGCCUAUGAUACUGUGAUGAGUGGCUUGAGAGGAGAAGCAGAAGAAUCACAAAUGUACUCAUCAUAUGAGCCGUACGAUCAAGGAAUAGAUGAGCCAAUGAGAGGAGUGAACGACCCAGAUUGGGACAUGUGGGAAGAGUGGAUGGGAUGGGAAGGUGCUGGAAUUAGGGACUACACAUCCCAUAUUAAUCCUUACAUUUGAGAAAGAAAAUUGUAAAUAAUAAUAAUAAUAAUAAUAAUAAUAAUAAUAAUAAUAAUAAUAAUUAUGUAAAUUAAACCCUAAACCCACACACAUGCAUAUAUGUAAAUGAGCAACCUUAAUUAAAAGAGAAGGUUGUGUUCCUUGUAUAUAAUGGAUGUGGGAUUAUGAGGUUAUUUUCUGUUCAUAAUAAUAUGGUUGUGGAGACUCUUUAUUUUAUCAA
Molecule: messenger RNA, 1010 nt
Organism: Hevea brasiliensis (rubber tree)
Lineage: Eukaryota; Viridiplantae; Streptophyta; Magnoliopsida; Malpighiales; Euphorbiaceae
Product: chaperone protein dnaJ 8, chloroplastic
Exons: 3
Coding region: 296-790 (164 amino acids)
Source: RefSeq, a predicted model, not a curated record